AAAUCGGGUCAAAUUAAAAAACGUCUCCCCUUUGCAAUCGAACCCUAGCCUCUCUCAAACAAUUUUUUCUCCUCUCUAGCCACUAGAUUUCCUUCUCCAACGUGGUUUCCGGCAGCCGGCGUUGCCAAUUUUAGAGAAAGGACGAUGGGAAGUGCAAAAUCAAAACGAAUUGCUCUUUUUUGGCAUAGAUAAACUUUGAGGGCGCAUAAUUAUACUUCCAUUGGAGAUACUUUAAAAUCAGAAUGGAUAACUUACAUCCAGAGAUGAAGGUUAAGAGAAUAGUUUGGAAAAGCAGCAGCAGGGAAAGAUUUGCGAAUGAAGUUAAUGAUGACCAUGAUAGUUCUUCAAGAACAUCUCAGGAUGAUGCGAAAAAGAGCCACUGUUGUGAUCGUUCACCUCUUACUGCAGUCCCUAGGACUCGGGAUUCUGAUGAACUUGAAAAUCAUGAUGCAUCGAUGAACUUCCAAUAUGAUCUGCAGAACCAGCUUCUUUGUGAUCCUCAGACAUCCAUGUUACAAACAAACAAUUCACUGUAUGGACCUUGUAUGAUGCCCCUUCUUCCCAUUCCCAAUAUGCAAGAACGUAGCUCAGAUUUGCGUGUCAUCUUGAAUGGAGCAGCAAAUAGAGGAGGAAUCGGGCCACCCGUAGGAGCUGUAGAUAUUGGUGUUAGCAAGUCAGCAUAUUACUUUUGUGUCGCCCUACCUGGAGUAAAGAAAGAUCCUGGUGAAUUUAGCUGUGAGGUCGAACGCGAUGGAAAUGUUCAUGUGCGAGGGGUGACAACAACUGGUGCAAGAACUGUUUCGAGGAAUUCUCAAGUCUAUGGAAUGAAGUUUCAGCAACAAUGCCCCCCUGGACCCUUUACUCUUUCCUUCAGUCUUCCAGGACCAGUUGAUCCGCGACUUUUUUCUCCCAACUUUAGAUCUGACGGCAUUUUUGAAGGUGUCGUAGUAAAAAGUGAAAGAGACUUUAGUAUGAACAAGUAGGAACAAUCUUGUCCACCAAGAGUAGAGCAAUGGCUUUUGCCCUUUCUUAUUUUGUUCUGUUUUUUGUGCUCAAGCACUUUCUGAAGAGCGAUCCCACAAAGUUCUUUUGAAAAGAAAACACAACGACCUUGUGCAAAGAUUUUAAGCUAUUUUCAUUUUCUGAAUUCUUGUUGACAAUCCUGGAAGAAUACUUUUUUGAAAAUUAAA
Messenger RNA from Coffea arabica (coffee), 1190 nucleotides. Its product is annotated as alpha-crystallin domain-containing protein 22.3-like. NCBI's taxonomy places the organism in Eukaryota, Viridiplantae, Streptophyta, Magnoliopsida, Gentianales, Rubiaceae. The record is from RefSeq and is a predicted model, not a curated record. Gene Ontology annotation, cellular component: nucleus.